Messenger RNA from Zychaea mexicana, 1743 nucleotides. RefSeq lists its product as uncharacterized. The record is from RefSeq and is a predicted model, not a curated record. The coding region runs from base 1 to 1743 and encodes 580 amino acids. NCBI's taxonomy places the organism in Eukaryota, Fungi, Mucoromycota, Mucoromycetes, Mucorales, Lichtheimiaceae. The transcript is spliced from 9 exons. Gene Ontology annotation, molecular function: protein binding.
AUGGUUUUCUGGAUGGGGUUAUCAAGAAGCGGUUUGCUUUCUCGUCUUCUUGUGGCAACAGCCAUAAUCGCCUUGCAGCAGCAUUUCGCCGUCCAAGCAGUUACACCGGCUGCACAUUAUGGAGGAGGCGGGUUAAUAGUAACAGGGCAAGACUAUCCGUCAACUCUCGAUGAUCUACAAACACUCGAUCUAUCAAACGAUCUUGUUGUCAGCAAAGCCGGUGGCAACUGGAUACCUGUCGAGGCAAAAGGGCCGUUGCAGGCAGCACCCAACUUUCUGUUUGUUAUGACUGCAGUCCCUCAGAACAAAAGCUUUGUGAUGAACGGUGGAUUAGGAUUUAACAAUCAGUCAGCACUUGUCCAUCAAACAAUUGCAUUCGACACCUCAACGGAAACAUGGAAAGCAAUUGAUAGUGGAAAUAUGCUACAAACACGUCAAUCAACAAUGAUACUCGGUAGCAAUAAUAUAAUUUACAUAUGGGGUGGCAACAGUGACAUCUUUACGGGGUACGCUGGAGAAAAUUACGCGACCGAUAUGAAAAUUUUAAACUACAUGACAUCAUCAUGGAAUACAGCUCCAUUAACAGCAGGCAUACCUCCUCGCAUUGAGCAUAGUGGAACACUUUCGACCGAUGGAAAAACAAUCAUUUAUCUUGGUGGUUUGUCAGCAUCACAAAUAAUCGCUGCUGAUCAGACUGUGCAAUACCAAGUAGUUGGCGCACCAAUGUCAAGUAUUGUUAUAUACGACACAGAGCAAGCGCAGUGGACAACGAAGCAAUCAUCAGGUCCUACACCAACAAACAGACGACUUCAUGCUGCAGCAUUGAUACCUAACACAACAACAAUCGUACUAUAUGGUGGAGCAGAAGCAACUGGUGAUAGGCCUGCAUCUGAUUACUGCUAUUUGCUGGAUACAAACACGCUGGGCUGGCAACAGGUUACAUUUAAUGACGACAGUGGAGCUGGUCCACGCUACGGGCACUCACUUGUAUUGAUUGGAGCCGAUAGUCUUUUUGUUCUGUUUGGGAUCGACAAUAAUGGCGCCACGCGCAACGACUUUAAUGUGCUUAAUGUUACGAGUUGGACUUGGAUGGACGAUUUUCAAGGUAUAGCACCCACCCCAUCAGGUAGCCCAUCCGAUCCAUCUUCAAGCAUCGUGCCAUCAUCAACCGCAAACGAUAAUGACGAUGGCUCUGGAUUAUCUGGAGGUGCUAUUGCGGGUGCAGUAAUUGGCGUAAUUCUGGGAAUUGCGCUUAUUGCCGGCAUUGUGUAUCUGCUGAUCCGCCGAAAACGACAACAGCAACAAUCUGUUGCCAACGAUAACGACGAUCAGUUAGUUAUGUUUAAAAAUGAGCACGGUGAUAACAGUGGCCAGAUGGUCUACAACGACACCACCACACCACCCCCACCCGUUAUUACAAAAGACAAUGACAACACACAAGCCGCAUUCUUUAUGGCGUCCUCUUUAAAUUCUUCUCCAGCAGCACACAAAUAUCAAGUCGAGGGCCCGCCACCACCACCAGUCAUUUAUACCCCUCAGCAUAUGCCGUAUUCGGAUAACAGUUCGAAUUUUGCUACAGCAUCUUUGACGAGUAGUAAUAAUAUCAGUUACUUCCAACCAUCUUCUAUUUCAGGAGGAGGAGGAGGAGACCGCUCAGGACGAUCAACUCCAGUCAGUCCUGAAAAACCUGAUGGUGGCGUACCUCGUAUGAAACUUACGGCUGUGAAGCCUGACGGAGCAUAA